Molecule: messenger RNA, 885 nt
Organism: Aspergillus aculeatinus CBS 121060
Lineage: Eukaryota; Fungi; Ascomycota; Eurotiomycetes; Eurotiales; Aspergillaceae
Gene: act1
Product: actin ACT1
Exons: 2
Coding region: 1-885 (294 amino acids)
Source: RefSeq, a predicted model, not a curated record
AUGGAGAAGAUCUGGCACCACACCUUCUACAACGAGCUCCGUGUCGCCCCUGAGGAGCACCCCGUUCUCUUGACCGAAGCCCCCAUCAACCCCAAGUCCAACCGUGAGAAGAUGACCCAGAUCGUCUUCGAGACCUUCAACGCCCCCGCCUUCUACGUCUCCAUCCAGGCUGUCCUGUCGCUGUACGCCUCCGGUCGUACUACUGGUAUUGUUCUGGACUCUGGUGACGGUGUCACUCACGUCGUUCCCAUCUACGAGGGUUUCGCCCUCCCCCACGCCAUCUCGCGUGUCGACAUGGCCGGUCGUGACCUGACGGACUACCUCAUGAAGAUCUUGGCCGAGCGUGGUUACACUUUCUCCACUACCGCUGAGCGUGAAAUUGUCCGUGACAUCAAGGAGAAGCUUUGCUACGUCGCCCUCGACUUCGAGCAGGAGAUCCAGACCGCCUCCCAGAGCUCCAGCCUCGAGAAGUCUUACGAGCUUCCUGACGGCCAGGUUAUCACCAUUGGUAACGAGCGCUUCCGUGCUCCUGAGGCUCUCUUCCAGCCCAGCGUUCUGGGUCUCGAAAGCGGUGGUAUCCACGUCACCACCUUCAACUCCAUCAUGAAGUGUGAUGUUGAUGUCCGUAAGGAUCUGUACGGCAACAUUGUCAUGUCUGGUGGUACUACCAUGUACCCUGGUAUCUCCGACCGUAUGCAGAAGGAGAUCACCGCCCUUGCUCCUUCCUCGAUGAAGGUCAAGAUCAUUGCUCCUCCCGAGCGCAAGUACUCCGUCUGGAUCGGUGGUUCCAUCCUGGCCUCCCUCUCCACCUUCCAGCAAAUGUGGAUCUCCAAGCAGGAGUACGACGAGAGCGGUCCCUCCAUCGUCCACCGCAAGUGCUUCUAA